AGUAGUGUUAGAAUGGCUGUACCACAGCGAGAUCUUAUAUUUGGAGCGGGUGAUUAUGCAGUGUUUGCUGUCAUGUUAGCAGUAUCUUUGGCAAUCGGGAUAUACUAUGGAAUAAGAGACCGUGGUGCAAAGAAUGGUGUUCAAACAUAUCUCAUGGGCGGAAGACAGAUGCAUUUUGCUGCUGUUGGAAUGUCCAUAAGUUUUUCGUUUAUUUCUGCUGUAACCAUUCUCGGUAUACCUUCAGAAAUCUACAUUUUUGGUUCAAUGUACGUUUGGUUGUUGGCUUGUUUACCAAUAGUUCUACUUAUCACAACAGAAAUUUACAUUCCGUUAUAUUUUCGGCUGAAUAUUACGAGCACAUAUGAGUAUUUACAGCUACGUUUCAACUAUGCAGUCCGUAUUCUUGGAACAUUGGCAUACAUUGCACAAACGGUAUUAUAUAUCGGUGUCAUGAUUUAUGCGCCAUCACUGGCAUUUUCACAAGUGUCAGGGUUCAACUUAUGGGCUGCUAUUUUUACAACUGGGAUUGUCUGCACGAUUUAUACCACAUUGGGUGGAUUGAAAGCCGUAAUUUGGACUGAUGUGUUUCAAGGAGCCGUGGUGACAGUCAUUCUUAUUGUUGUUAUGUUCAUGAGUGCGGAUAGCGUAGGAGGAUGGAAUGAAGUUUGGCUUGCAAACUCAAGAUCGAAUCGAUUUGAUUUUUUGAAUUUUGAUUUCGAUCCACGAGUUCGUCACUCAUUUUGGAGCAUUAUAGUUGGUUUGACAAUGCUUUGGACCAGUAUAUUUGCAACUACACAAUCACAAGUACAACGCUACUUAGCGUGUUCAACAGAACGAAAUGCGAAAUUUUCCAUGGUCUUUGGUCUGAUUAUUGCAGUUGUCGUACUCUUAUUAUGCACGGGACUUGGAUGGGUGAUGUAUGCAUACUUCGAAGGAUGUGACCCCCUUAUUUCUGGCCAAGUUUCUGCUCCUGACCAGUUACUUCCAUUCAUGAUAAUGAAACUAUUCCAACAAUAUCCCGGAUUAACAGGGGCAUUCAUGGCUGGAGUAUAUGCAGGAUGCAUGAGUACGGUGUCAUCCGGAAUAAAUGCAAUGGCUUGUGUCACUUCUGAAGAUUUCAUUCGUCCGUUUGUCAAAUGGACUGAUUCUACUAUGACGAUAGUGGCCAAACUUCUUGUUUUUGCUUAUGGGAUCAUCUGUAUUGGAUUUGCAUGUCUCUCUACGGUGCUUGGUAAUAUCUUACAAACAACACUCAGUUUACUCGGUGUUAUCGGUGGACCCACGCUGGGGCUUUACACACUAGGAGCUAUAUUUCCGAUGGCAAAUUCUUGGAGUUCAUUUGCUGCAUUUUUCGUUGGUCUUGCUUUAAACACGUGGAUUUAUGCCGGGAGUAGAGACUACCCUCUUUCACCACAACUGACUGUUCAGUUUUGGAGGCCGAAAGUAAGAACCAUAGCCCAAUGUCCAGUACCGGAUGUUGUUACCACUGCAUUGAUGAAUUCAACUGUUGUAACGUAUACGACUCCACUUACCACCGCUGACGUCAGUGUAUUCAACAUUACCACAACUCCUGCGCUGCUGCCGGUGGCACCAACAGAGCGUCCACCCGUAGCGGAUAUGUACGCGGUAUCCUAUGCCUACUACACAUCUAUAGGAAUGUGUACAACUCUGAUUUUUGGUCUUGUUGUAAGUCUGUUGACAUGUGGACAUCGUAGAGCAAAAGACAUCGAUCCGAACCUGGUCGUACCCUUGUUCGAUCAUUGGCUCAUCAAGCCUGCUUUGCCGAAAUCUUUCCGAAGAUUAAUGUGGUGUGGCAUUGAUCGUGAAAAUUGGGAUGAAGAUUCGUAUCGACCACCUACACGAGAAUCUCCAAAGAAAGAUACAGAAAAUGGCGAAGAAAAUCCCGCGUUUGAAAUGAAAUAAAACGCUCACGAAGUUGAUGAAAUAUAGUAACGAUCAUCAAAUUUGCAUAAUAAAAAACUAAACUAACUGAAAUCAAUGAGUAGUGUACACUACUGGGUGCAAAGAAACUACUAUCGAAAUUCACCGAUCGUCUCCAAGAAGCAAAAAAAUUCCAACUCCAGCUGUCUUCGUCCAAUCUAAUCUGUGAAAUCGGCUAAGGUUGAGAGAUUUGACGGACAUGAAGUUUUUCACCAAGUUCAGAGACUGAAUAAAGUGAUAUUCAUGACCUGAGAUAGACUAGAGUGCAUGUUGCUAGGUACAGCAACUUAGUUGGUGUCAAACCAAUUUGGAGUCAUCUUUAUCAUAAUGCAUUAUUAUUUUAAUAUAUCUAUAUAACUAUUAGUGGAAAGUUUUAUACCCAAUGAUUUUAUAUUUGAAAUGAUGAUAAGUUUUUAAAUAAAUAUCACUGAACAGAG
This is a messenger RNA of Styela clava, 2378 nucleotides long. The record is from RefSeq and is a predicted model, not a curated record. Lineage: Eukaryota; Metazoa; Chordata; Ascidiacea; Stolidobranchia; Styelidae.